AUGUUUUGCUUGCGCGACGUUAUUUCACAAUUGCCUUGCGAUGGGGCUACUAGGUGGAUAAAGGUUGAGAAUGUGAUUUCACCCAUGUCAAGCACUGAUGUAAUGAAGCUGUUUCCAGAGGCCGUAAGUUGGAAGUUCGCUUCUCACGUACAAAGAACAGAUUUUGUUGUGUGUUUCCCAAAUGAAUCCGUUGCAAGGAUCGCAAUGCGAAGGGUGGCGGGCCUGUCUUUUCUGGGUCAAAAAAUGAAGUUUAAUUUUAUACGUGAGAAUGGCGAAUCGGAAAACGCUUUACCCGUUAGACUGACCAGCUCUUUUCCCAGGCUUUACUUUCUGCCCCCGGAAGUUUCCUACGAGAGCCGUCGUAGUGAUGCAGACCGCAUCGUGACCUCCGUUGGCGUAACCACUCUGUCUUCUCAAAAUUGGGUAGACGCACGCUAA
This is a messenger RNA of Trypanosoma conorhini, 438 nucleotides long. RefSeq lists its product as uncharacterized. The coding region runs from base 1 to 438 and encodes 145 amino acids. The transcript has a single exon. The record is from RefSeq and is a predicted model, not a curated record. NCBI's taxonomy places the organism in Eukaryota, Euglenozoa, Kinetoplastea, Trypanosomatida, Trypanosomatidae.